CCCUCUCUCUCUUUUCCCUCCAAAUCUCUCUUUCUCUCUAUGGCUUCUCCCCCGUAUCUCAUGGCACCCGCCGGAGCAAAACUCAACCUCGCCGCCUCUCCGCCAGAUUCCGCCGUAUCCCUCGCCAACACGAAACCCAGACGCCGGAAACAGACACAGACGCGCUGUGCCUUAAACUCCCCGACGUUAAUCCAAUUCCCAAAACAACCCUACCCAAAUCCCAUAAUUACGGAAAAGCCACCGCCGUCUUCUUCCUCUUCCUCUUCCUCGUACCCUCCUCACUGGAACCUCCUCCAACGCGCCGCCGCCACGGCCCUCGACCUCGCCCAGAGCGCGUUGCUCUCACGCGAGCGGUCUAAGCCAAUCCCAAAGACCGUCGACCCACGUCACCAGAUCGCCGGAAACUACGCUCCGGUACCGGAACAAUCCCUCCGGCGAUCUCUCCCCGUCUCUGGAGUCAUCCCCGACUGCAUCGACGGCUUCUACCUCCGUAACGGCGCAAACCCAUUGCUCGAGCCUGUCUCCGGUCACCACCUCUUCGAUGGAGACGGCAUGGUUCACGCCGUUAAAAUAUCCGGCGGCGAAGCAAGCUAUUCCUGCCGGUUUACCCGAACCGAGAGAUUGGUUCAGGAGAAGGAAUUGGGCUGUCCGGUUUUUCCGAAAGCGAUCGGAGAGCUUCACGGACAUUCUGGGAUCGCGAGGCUGAUGCUGUUUUACGCACGUGGGUUAUUCGGUCUCCUGAACCACCAGAACGGGAUGGGAGUUGCCAAUGCUGGGCUGGUCUACUUCCAUGACCGGUUAUUAGCCAUGUCCGAAGACGACCUUCCUUACCAAGUUCGUGUCACCGUCAAUGGCGAUCUGGAAACCGUCGGGAGAUACGAUUUCGACGGCCAGUUGAAAUCCGCCAUGAUCGCGCACCCGAAGAUCGACCCAGAAACAAAAGAGCUCUUCGCUCUUAGUUACGAUGUUGUCAAGAAGCCGUACUUGAAGUACUUCAGAUUCUCGCCGGAGGGUGAGAAAUCGCCGGACGUCGAAAUCCCGCUGGCGAGUCCGACAAUGAUGCAUGACUUCGCCAUUACAGAGAAUUUUGUCGUGAUUCCCGACCAUCAAGUCGUAUUCAAGAUCGGGGACAUGGUUCUCGGCAAAUCUCCGGUGAGUUACGACAAAGAGAAGAUUUCCCGGUUUGGGAUUUUGCCGAAAAACGCCGAAGACGCGUCGGGGAUAAUCUGGAUUGAGUCGCCGGAAACUUUCUGUUUCCAUCUCUGGAACGCUUGGGAGUCACCGGAGACGGACGAGGUUGUCGUGAUCGGAUCAUGCAUGACUCCGGCGGAUUCAAUCUUCAACGAUUCCGACGAGAAUCUGAGCAGUGUCUUGUCGGAGAUCCGGUUAAAUCUCAAAACCGGGAAAUCUACUCGCCGACCAGUGAUUCCCGGUUCCAAUCAGAUGAAUCUCGAGGCCGGUAUGGUUAACCGGAACCGGUUAGGGAGAAAAACCCGGUUUGCGUACCUUGCAAUCACCGAACCUUGGCCCAGAGUCUCCGGCUUUGCGAAGGUGGAUCUUCUUACCGGAGAAUCGAAAAAUUACUUUUACGGCGGUAAAAAGUACGGCGGCGAACCGUAUUUUGUACCGAGAGGGUUAGAUUCCGACGGAGAAGACGACGGUUACAUUUUGUCGUUUGUUCACGACGAGAAGACGUGGAAAUCCGAACUUCAGAUCAUUAACGCCGUUAACUUGGAGCGCGCCGCCACCGUUAAAUUGCCGUCAAGAGUGCCGUACGGUUUUCACGGCACGUUUGUGAAUUCGUCUGACAUAGUCAAUCAAGCUUAGUCCGCUAGUUAAUUUUUUUUUUUAACUGCGGGUGCGCAGUUUUUUUUUUUUUUAAUUUUAUAUCUUUUAAAA
Tarenaya hassleriana is the source of this 1899-nucleotide messenger RNA. RefSeq names its product probable 9-cis-epoxycarotenoid dioxygenase NCED5, chloroplastic. The coding region runs from base 40 to 1827 and encodes 595 amino acids. Gene Ontology annotation, cellular component: chloroplast stroma. Gene Ontology annotation, biological process: carotene catabolic process. Gene Ontology annotation, molecular function: carotenoid dioxygenase activity. The transcript has a single exon. The record is from RefSeq and is a predicted model, not a curated record. Lineage: Eukaryota; Viridiplantae; Streptophyta; Magnoliopsida; Brassicales; Cleomaceae.